GCCAAUAGGGGUUGCCAGGAUCGGAAGCUGUCUGUUUGGAAUGCUCACGGACUAAACGCUGAUGUCCGAAUAGGAGUCCUGCGGCCCGUACUCAACGAACACAAUUCAGUUGCGGUCAGGAACGGAACUCUUGAGUUCUGGCCAGUGCUCCCAGUCGUCCAGUCGGACGGCCGUCGGAUCGCAACUAGUCCCGGGGUUUCUUUUGUGGAUAGCAUAUUGCUCUAUUCUGCUCAUUUAUUCCAACUUGUUGCGGUGCCAGUGUGGGUCUAGAAGUAACUAGGUGCAUUGGCCAAUUCUAGGUGCCCACGGUCGAUUGCCCAUCGCCCCGUCCAGUUCGCCCAAAGACGGGACAGGGUUGUCUUCGCCGUCCUGGACACGUCCCGGAUGGACGGAGAGGAGGACUGGGAACCACAGAAUUGUCAGCCUGCCUCAUCGCCGUCAUCCCGUCAAUGAUAGCAUACCCCUGCCACCUGCCACGACCCUUCCUUCCACAGGCGGACCAAUAACGGCGCUCAUCCUUGACACUUCAGAUCCUUGGUGCGGUUCCUGGGGCAAAGGUGUCGAUGAAAUGGUCACUCCACACAUAAAGAAACGCUGGAUUUCAACACCUUGUAGUUUGUACUGUACGGUGGGCCGCCAGAUGGUUUUCCAACUCUAUAUUCGCGAAUUUCACAAGUUUAUGGAUAUCUCAAAAGUGCCAUUUUACGAACAGCAUCAGGAUGACAGCGGGUAUCGUCUGCUUCGAACACUGGUACUGUAAUUUCUCAACGGAGGUAAUUUACCAUGGAUCAACCUUGUGACUGGGUUCCGGUGGGAGAUCAGGAAAAUAUGGAAAUUACUGUUGGUAUAAUAGACCACGCGCACUAUAUGUGGGCAGAGAUGUAAAGGCACUUCGGCUCUGAAAAUAUCAUACCUUCUGUUCCAAGUUAAUACUGCAUUAACCGGAGAGAACCGAUAGGCGCCAUUGUAUUCAAACAACCUUUAUCCCCCCCGUUUGUCUAAAAACCGGAAUUGAACGCCAUAUCCUAACUCUGUAGGGUCGGGACUUAACUUUUCAGGGCACCCAACCCUUACGCAACGGUAAGUUUCACUUCAGCCGCUUCUUAUUUCAACGUGAGUGUCCUCCAAGUUUGGUGCGGUGUGUGUCAGGGUUGCCCCAAGGCGUAAUUUAUCUUACAAGUAAAUUUACAGCCUUCGGUGCAUGGAUGAGGGAUGUAAGUUACAGUAUUCCUUCCACAAAUCGGCAGGAACUGUUCCUCACUCCAUUCGUGAUACGUUGACACCUCUGCAAGUUGUGCGCAAAUGUGCAAAUAGCGUAUCAGAAAUAAUGAGAAUACUGACUUGGUCUGGACAACGGUGUAUGGGUACGUUAUUGAAUGGUUUUGCACGCCUACAUCUGGCGCUGCGCAGCGAAGGUACUAUUACCGCAUCUCUACUGUGGUCGAGUACAAAUGCUUGAGUAGGGCAUGCUGGUUCGACAGGUUGCACAGGAUGCAGGGUGGGAAGGAAGGAAGGAAGGAGAGUGCGAAGACGCAUGAUGUCGUUUGGUCAUUAGGGAGUGAGUGAGUGAGUGAGUGGGCGAGUGAGCACGGAGGGAUGCAUGAAUAGGACUAGGGAAUACUAUAAGAACAAGAGGAGCGCAAUCAUCAGGACUCUCACCACACUAUCGAGCAGUGUUUACAUCUCUCUACCACACCAUACCUACCUACUAUCUACUAUCCACCGUUAUCACAAGUUGCUACUACUGAUACUUCUACUACUUCAACUACCAAAUCUCCAGACUCCACAUAAAACCUCAAUUCACCCUCCAAACCUCCAAAAACCAUCAUGUCUAAAAUAGCCCCUCUCAAGACCACCAACAGCUUCUCCUCCACCUCCACUGCCUCUUCCACCAACUCCACUCCGGCAUGCUCACCAACAACCUCUACCUCAAGCAAUGAUAGUCACACCCUGAAAUUCUUCGACAAAACCCUUGACAAGGUCAAGGCCUACGUCCCCCAUCACCACCACCACCAAAGCAAGAAAACGUACUCACAGCCGCCGACAUCAAUACCACAACAACACCAUCGGUCCAGGAGCACCGAGAGCCUGCGCAGUGUCCAGCGGCGCCAGACAGUGGCACAGUACGGACGGCACUCGAAUGAAUGGCUAUUUGGUGGUGUGUCGGUCCGGAGAGCAGUGAGCGGGCUGUUUCAGCAGGAAAAUUGAGGGCGCGCGGGCGGGGAGGAGGAAGGACACGCGGGGGGUACGAUAGUGAAUUAGCGACACACCGCUAUCUCGAUGAUAGCUUCCAAUUCUUGUUUCUUUUUUUCCUUUAUCUGGAACGGGCGCUUUAGGUGUUUCUCUCUCUUUUUUUGAUUUUGAUCGUUCUCACACUUGGAGGGCGUUCACUCGUUAAUCCACGGUACUUGAAAAAACAAUUUUUCCUUGUGUGUCAUUCCGGCGGAUAUUUGUUUUCUCUCUUUCCAUCUUCCUUCUCAUGUAACUGUACAUUCGCUUUUCCCUUUCAUUUCUUUGUUCUGGAUGGAUGGAGAAAAUUGGGCGGAGGGGCUAUCUGAUGAUUUAUGAUACCUUCUUGAUUGUUUUUGUAUUAGUUAGUUCUCACGACAUCAAAAUAACACCAGAUAAAAUGGUCACCCGGAUAAUAAUAUUAUUACAUUUUU
Molecule: messenger RNA, 2663 nt
Organism: Tuber melanosporum (Perigord truffle)
Lineage: Eukaryota; Fungi; Ascomycota; Pezizomycetes; Pezizales; Tuberaceae
Exons: 3
Coding region: 1828-2208 (126 amino acids)
Source: RefSeq, a predicted model, not a curated record